Messenger RNA from Rattus norvegicus (Norway rat), 5415 nucleotides. RefSeq names its product coiled-coil domain containing 6 (gene Ccdc6). Gene Ontology annotation, cellular component: cytosol. The record is from RefSeq and is marked validated. Gene Ontology annotation, molecular function: protein complex scaffold activity; identical protein binding. Lineage: Eukaryota; Metazoa; Chordata; Mammalia; Rodentia; Muridae. Gene Ontology annotation, biological process: positive regulation of SCF-dependent proteasomal ubiquitin-dependent catabolic process. The transcript is spliced from 9 exons. The coding region runs from base 122 to 1534 and encodes 470 amino acids.
GCGCUCUGAGCUCCCCCGCUCCCCCGCUGCCGCGCGCCCGGCCCCGCGCCCACUCGCCGCGCGCCCGGCCCUUGGCGUCCCCGCUCCCCGCGCCCGGCUCCCCGCGCCCACUCGCCCCGCCAUGGCGGACAGCGCGAGCGAGAGCGACACGGACGCGGCGGGCGGCGGCCCGGCAGCCAUGCAGUCGUCCUGCUCGGCGACCUCGGGCGGCAGCGGCGGGGGCGGCGGCGGGAAGUCGGGGGGCAUUGUCAUCUCGCCGUUCCGCCUGGAGGAGCUCACCAACCGCCUAGCCUCGCUGCAGCAGGAGAACAAGGUGCUCAAGAUCGAGCUGGAGACCUACAAACUCAAGUGCAAGGCGCUGCAGGAGGAGAACCGCGACCUGCGCAAAGCCAGCGUGACCAUCCAAGCCAGGGCUGAGCAGGAAGAAGAAUUCAUCAGUAACACCUUAUUCAAGAAGAUCCAGGCCUUGCAGAAGGAGAAAGAAACCCUCGCGGUGAACUAUGAGAAGGAAGAGGAGUUUCUCACCAAUGAGCUCUCCCGGAAACUGAUGCAGCUGCAGCAUGAGAAGGCAGAGCUGGAGCAGCACCUGGAGCAGGAGCAGGAGUUCCAGGUCAACAAACUGAUGAAGAAGAUCAAGAAGUUGGAGAAUGACACCAUCUCCAAGCAGCUCACCUUAGAGCAGUUGAGACGGGAGAAGAUUGACCUGGAGAACACGCUGGAGCAAGAACAGGAGGCGCUGGUAAAUCGGCUGUGGAAGAGGAUGGACAAGCUAGAAGCUGAGAAGAGAAUCCUCCAGGAGAAAUUAGACCAGCCUGUGUCUGCUCCCCCGUCGCCUAGAGACAUCUCCAUGGAGAUCGACUCUCCCGAGAACAUGAUGAGGCAUAUCCGGUUCCUAAAGAACGAAGUGGAGCGCCUGAAGAAGCAGCUGCGGGCCGCCCAGUUACAGCAUUCGGAGAAGAUGGCCCAGUACUUGGAGGAGGAGCGGCACAUGAGGGAAGAGAACCUGCGUCUGCAGCGGAAGCUCCAGAGGGAGAUGGAGAGAAGGGAAGCCCUGUGUCGCCAGCUCUCCGAGAGCGAGUCCAGCUUGGAGAUGGACGAUGAGAGGUAUUUCAAUGAGAUGUCUGCUCAAGGAUUACGACCUCGCACUGUGUCCAGCCCAAUCCCUUACACGCCUUCUCCCAGUUCAAGUAGGCCUAUAUCACCCGGUCUUUCGUACGCAAGUCACACAGUUGGCUUCACGCCGCCAACGUCGUUGACUCGAGCUGGAACGUCCUAUUACAACUCUCCGGGCCUCCACGUUCAGCACAUGGGGGCCUCCCAUGGCAUCACAAGGCCAUCGCCACGGAGAAGCAGCAGCCCUGACAAGUUUAAACGGCCCACGCCACCUCCGUCUCCCAACACACAGAGCCCAGUCCAGCCGCCUCCACCACCACCUCCGCCCCCCAUGCAGCCUGCGGUCCCCUCGGCAGCCACCACCACGCAGCCUGCCCCCUCGCAGGCGCAGCAUCCGGUGCACCCGUCCUCCCAGCCUUAAUGCAUGAGCUUAGUCAGAAUCUCCAGUUGGGACUCGUCUGAUGGAGCCACCGUCUCAACGCCAAAGGCUUCUUUCCCGGCGUACUCGGAUCUGAUGCGUUUGCACUGAGGUUAUCUACCUUCCCUCCUCAUUGUGUCGUGAAUGUCCGUCGGAAACGCAGCCAACAUUGCGGGUCCGCAACACUAACCAGACGACUUUCUCCACCGGUGUUUUACUUGAAUCUCCGUGUCUGUCAUUCCCUGGCUGGAACCUUUGCUGUCUGGUAUCUGGUAAUGAGCAGCGUGCAAACCCUACCUACCCCUGGGGGGCCCCCAGGGCUGCUUUUUCUCGGCUUUUAGGUUUGUAAAAUAAGAAGGGAGAUCUUUUUUUAUAACUAUUCUCUGUGAAUUUGCAGGAAAAUGACCGAGCUGUUAGAAACCCUCCUCCUCCGGGUCAGUGACAUUUACCAAACAUACCAAGAAUUCAGCACUACAGUUCAGACCUUUGCAGACUAACUCACUGUAGGAUUGGAAGUUAGAUGAACCGGUGCCCACAACAUGUAGUCUAGAGCUUUCUACAGACACACUUUUUACAGAUUGUUUUCCGACGUAAAUUGACCACCGCGUCCCUUGUAAAAACAGCCUACGGAAACAAACCACACAGCUGUUAAUCUCCCCACGUGCGUGGGACAGGAAUUAUUACCUAUUAAGAUGUGAUUUUCUUUUUUCCUUUCUCAAUGUUAAUCCACCUAAGCCAGUACCCUCUGACAUGAGUGGAUAGAUGCCUUCCCACCAGUGUUCUUGAUGGCCAACUGGAAUGUAGGCUUAGAUCUCUGCUGCAGGGGCCGUGAGAUUGUAACAGAGCCAGUGCGGCUAACCCUCCCAUUCUUUUGUGUUGUCCCGAGACAGAGGGUGUAAACGAGUAUCUUCCAGGUGCAAAAAUGCUGUUGGGAAAGACCUGUCUGAAGUGUAGGCAACACCCUAGUGUGAUGGCGGAAUCAGGAGUGCAGCAAGCAGAGGAUCUCUCCGGGCCCUGACGCGUGCUCACUUUGCCCGGCGUUAAACAAGGAGAGCACCAUGGAGGUUCUGAACUGGAUUGCCAUUCAUUCAGCACAAAUAAAUCCUUCCGUUUCACAGGGUUGUGGGGUGGGUGGGGGACACCAAGUGGCUCUUUUGUGACCUUUGUCUCUGUCUGUCCUUGGUUACUUUGUGCUUUUAUAGUCAAGUGCUUCCCCCUGCCUGUGUUUGCAUAUUUAUAUAUGCCGUGGAUGGAAAUAACUUACUAGAGAAUGUAUAUUUUAUGACGAGAAGCGUGACUCUGUUGGAUAUAAUCAGAGGACUGAAAAAUUAAUUUAUCAGUAAUUUUUAAGAGUUCAUGUUUGUGGCAACCAUCUCUAACAGCAGCUCCUCGUGGAACACACUCCCGAGAACAAGGAAUACCCUGGUGACAUUGUAGAUAAUUAAUAUUGUACAGUCUAGAAACCUCCAUUUUUGCCUUCGAAUGCAUAUUUUAAGAGCUAACAGAUUGGAAAAGUGUUAUUGGAUAAUAGUGUUUGACAGCAUUGUAAGAGCUUGAGAGUAAGAAUCACUGUAGGAGCUUUUCACUCUUCCCGUCCACCCCUAAACUGGGAUCGUCACCCUCCAGCGACCAGGAAGAAACUGUGGGCCUACAAAAGUUCUACUUAUGAGGUGUGCGAGUGCGACGUUCAGGCCGUGGUGCGGUUAGCAGGCACGAGGUGGAGUCUGAUAUCUCCUGUCAAGGUGUUAGGUUUUCAGUGUCAGACCAAACCCCGGGCAUUUCCAGCAGUUCCCCGACCCUCUUGGUACAUGACCAUUCCAGGGAAAUUCUGAGGCUAGGCAGAAUUCUUCCUUCACGGUACAGUCUUGGUUUGUCUUUUUUUUUUUUUUUUUUUUCCUUUCGAGAGAAAUACGGUAUGUGUUUACAAGAAUCUUUUCUGGGAUUGUAGAUUUCAGUACCGCUGGCUAGCAGCAUAUCCUCCAGCACAUAGGUCCGUUCUGGAAAGGUCUUCCCUCCACGUCAGUUGAGUUACCUCCUAGAAGCACAAGCGUGAAGGCGAUCGGAGGAGCCUUUGAGAGGCAGGUUCUUGACCUUCAGGCUUGACCCAGAAAGUGUACUUCAGAUUCCUCUCCAGCCAUCACCUCAACUCAAACCCAACCCUUCCUAACAGCAGUUGCUAUCUCAGUCACCGGUCCCUGCAGGUGUUAAGAACCAAAAGAACAAACACUAGGAUCUGAACGUAGAGUGUUUUGUGUCAGUUUUGAAGCACGUAGCGAUAGAACCAGAGCCCCUAGGGACAGGAGCCCCACUACUGUGGGCUGGACGUGGCUUCUAUAGGUUCAGUUCCCCUACUCUCUCAUAGGCUAACGCUAGAUGAGAAUCUGUAGCCAUCCUCAGCGGGUGAGAGCAACAGUAACCUUCAGUGGCUUCAUUUCCUGUCCUGUUGACAGAGACCCUCGGGUACCACUGUGCUGCUAAUAGGGCCAGGCCUCUGUUCCCCGAUGACCUCGCCUUUGUACAGAACCAAGUCCACGCACCCAGCACCUCUGGGUUCUUAACUGCUUUCUCUCGUCAAGCGUGCUGGUAUUCUAGACAGAACUUUUGGCAGGCAUGGAGGUGUUUUAAGAUUUUUUUUUUUUACUUAAAAUGUCUUUGUCGACCGGAAGGACUUUUAGAUUCUGGGAUCAUGAGACACCUGCCAGAAGGUGGCUCUCGACGGCUCGUGCUGCUGUGCCUUCGUCAUUGGCUUCUGAUUCAACCAGAAAUAACUGAUAAUGUGAAUCUUUGUCGAUCCCUCAGUUGUAGGUAAACCGUAUUCCCCACUGUUAGGUGAAAUCUGCCCUGUGCAAAGCCCUGCGUGUAGAGAUAACCCAGGAAGUCGGGAACGUGUGGCAGUGCGUGUUUUCAGAAAGUUUUAUUUUUUAGAAUGCAGAAGGAAGUUUUCUUUGUGGCUUGAUCUUCCGUCUAGUAUCUGUCUAAUAGGUUAACCGAUGCCGAGAGCUUCGUAGCGAUGCCUACCAAAGACAUGCGUAGUAAACCUUCUAUUUCCAAAUUAUUCAAGAGCCAGCCGUUGAUGCUGCUUCACGGUUCUUUCUCAGGAGCCAUCGUGAGAGACUGAAACAUGCUUACGAGCUUUUUUUUUUGUUUGUUUGUUCUAAGUUUUAGGUCUUUUUUUUUUUUUUAAAUUUUUGAUUAAAAUGUGUUAGCCUAACAUGUUGGGGAGCAUUUCCCAGAAUGCUCGGCAGUUGUGAGUACUGGCCACACCCCAGGUCACCUCUUGCGGAGUGAUCGGUGGGGUCCUCUGUGCAUGCUAGCAAGGGUGCUGUGCGCGUGUGCGUGUACGUGUGUGCAUUCAUGCCUUAACUUGGGUUACCGCUCAGCUUUGCUGUCUGACCUGGUCCUCGCCAUCAUCAGAUUGCAUCGUGCAACUUGAUCUGAACUUCAUUCUGGUUAAAAAAAAAGAGAGAGAGAUAAAAAAACAGAAAAGCAAGGUUGCAGGCAGCACAGGCUGGAGUGCAUUCCUUUGGAAGAAUGUCUGCUCGGACGGACCCUGAGAUGUCUCCACAGACUUUAUUUGGGACUUAGUUUGGGAAGAAAGCCGACUGUCGAUUGGGCAGAUGUCGACAAGGACGAGGGGGAGAGCCGGAAUGCUAGCACGCCCUCUGCCUCCACAUAACUCGUGUGCUCUGUGUGUUGUCUGGGUAGCUUGUCUGCGGCUUAACUAGCUUGGAGUUCAGGUAACGGUGGCAAUCCCGACAUUCAUCUGUUGGAGUUUAGAGAGAUGUAAGAUGUCCAGUUACUGUCUUAUUUACUUUAUGUUGAUCAGUCUUUAAUACAUGUGCUGAAUCAGAAAAACCUAAAUAAAGAUAAUUUUUUAAAACGUA